CGCUUCUGUCAAACCCCCCCCCCCCCCCCCCCCCCCCCCCCCCGCAGCGGGGGCUUUUCUUAUGAAAAUCCCACCGGAAGUGCUACAUGGUUCCGUGCCGUUGGGAUUGCGCAUGCGCUAAUGCAGACCGGAGCAGCUCGCCACAGCCCGGUUCAAAGAGCAUCACUGCGGGCCCCGCGGAGCCGAGCCGAGCCGGACCGGACCGGACCAGACCGGAGCGGACCGGAGCGGACCGGAGCGGACCGUGACGAGCCGCCAGCGGAGCCACGUCCAGCGGCCGGACUCUGAGCUCUUGUCCAGCAGGUCCAUGUUUCGUCUUCAGUCCUCGUCGCGGCUCGUCCUCCGCUGAGGAACCAUGUCAGCUCCUCCCCCCCAGGAGGCGGGGGUCCAGGGGGGUCAGAUGGUCCAGGGGGUCCAUGCGGAUCCGGGGGGCUGGGACUGCCUGGGGGGUCUGGGUCUCAGUCAGAAGGAGCUGGUCCUGGCCGAGGCCCUGCAGAUGGAGUACGACGCCCUGUCCCGGCUCAGACAGGAGAAGAGUGCCGACCCCCCCCAGACCCGGGCCAGGACCCUCAAGCCCCCCGUGGAGCGCCCCCUGCCGCUGCCCCCGGGGUCCCGGUCCCGGUCCCCCCCGUCCGUCCCAGCCAGGGCCCCUCUUCCUCCCGGGGGUCUCGUCACAGAGUCGGGUCCAGAGUCCGGCCCCCCCCGAGACCCCCUCAGAGACCCCCUCAGAGACCCCCCCAGACCCGAGUCAGGGUUUGUGGCCAAAGGCUUUUCUGACCCGCCGGACGACGUCCCGCCUGCCGUCCCACCAAGAAACCCCGCCCCCCCCCCGCCGGGACCGGAGACCCGCUCCAUGUCCCCCCGGGCGUCCACGUCCUCCCGGGACGUCAACGUCUUCACGGCCGCCGAGGACCCCCCCAAGGUGACCACCGGCCGGCUGAGCUGCGACUCGCUGGCCCAGCUGCACCGCGGCGCCGGCGCCGGCCAAUCAGGGAAGCCCGUGGCCCGGAGUAAGACCCUCCCCCCUCAGGUGCCCCCCCGGACCUACGCCCCCCCUCCCAGGAGCAACAAGAACCAGAGACCAGUCUCUGCAGAUCCGGGGUCUGGAGGCUCCAGGACCGGCGGCUUCGGCUGUGAGCUGUUCCAGGUCUCUGAGGAGCGGGACGAGGAGGUGGCCGCCUUCUGCCACAUGCUGGACGUGUUGCGGUCAGCCUACCCGUGCAGUGACCGGGAGCAGAACCCGGGUCUGGUCUGGUCCCCGCUGGGGGGUCCGGAGCAGCUCCACCAGGCGCUGGGGGUCAGCCUGAAGGUGACGGUGGCGAGCCAGUUCUUCAGGGAGCCAAUCACCUUCACCUGUGACGCCUCCUCCACUGUGGACCUCCUGAUCCAUCAGACCCUCUGCUACGCUCCUGAGGACCGUCUCCAGCUGGACGUGGACCAGUACCUGCUGAAGGUCUGUGGACAGCACCAGUUCCUCCGCAACUCUCAGACUUUAGCAGGUCUGGAGUUUGUUCAGCAGAGUCUGAAGUUCGACUCCGACGUCCAGCUGGUGCUCGUGAAGAGAUCUGACCUCAGCAGGGAGCUGUGCCGCACGGAAGCAGACGACGCUCAGGCCUCCACCAUGAACCACAGCAUCCUGCUGCAGGAGCGGCCAAUCAGACAGACCGUCACCAGGGAGGCUCUCACUCUGCUGCUGGAUACUUUUCACAACGAGGCGGAGUCCUUCCUGCUGUCAGAGCAGGCGGCGCUGCCGCUGCAGGUGGAGCGCCUGGUGCAGUCGGUGAAGGCGCUGUGCAGCUCUCUGGCGUCGGUGGAGACGCCGGACGUGACGCGGGCGCUGAGCCAGCUCCCAGCAUGCCCCUGUCGUCUGCAGCCCAGAGUCCUGAAGGAUGCAUCGGUGCUGGCGGUCAGAGAGAACAGAGAGGCGGUGGUGGAGAAGCUGACGGCGGCCAUCCUGGACCUGGUGGAGCUCUACUGCUGCACCUUCAACGCCAACUUCCAGCCGGCGCCGCAGCCGCACCGCCUCACGGCGCCGCAGCAGGAGGCGGGGCUAGUCACCGCCGUGCUGUCCUUCACCGUGUACGCCGCUCACCGCAUCCCCAUCACCUGGGCCGCCAGCUUCGAGGACUUCUUCCUGUCCUGCUCUCUGACUCAUGGGGGGGCGGAGCUCUGCGCUCCACAGCACACCUGCAGGCAGCCGGUCAGCAAGUACCUGUUCCACCUGGUGGUGUGGGACCAGAGGGUGUGCUUCCCGGUGCAGAUCAACCAGCUGCCCCGGGAGUCUCAGCUGACGGUGACCCUGUACGCCAGCGGUCUGCCGCCCCCCGGUGGAGCAGAGGAGAAGAGCAGGCAGCGCCGCAGCGUGGAGCCUCUGGGCUGGGUGACCAUGCCGCUGUUCAGCUUCAGACAUGUGUUGACCUGUGGCAGGAAGUUACUCGGUCUUUGGCCUUCGACUCCUGAGAAAACUGGAAAUGCUCGAACAAGUUCGCCGAACUUCAACCAGCCGGACAGCGUGAUCCUGCAGGUGGACUUCCCGUCCUCGUCCUUCGAGGUGAUCUUCAGCUCCCCCCCCCCGGCUGACUUCUGUCCUCAGUACGACUUCAGCCGUCUGGACGGCGUCUCUCAGGUCCAACUGCAGGACGUCCUGAGCAAGAAGUCCCCCUUCUGGUUAACGCUGGAGGACAAGCGUCUUCUGUGGGAGAAGAAGUCUUUCUGUCAGGGGGACAGCUCGGCCCUCCCCCUGGUGCUGUCCAGCGCCCCCUGCUGGCAGUGGACAUGUCUCCCUGAGAUCUACGCACUGCUGAGACAGUGGGCCUGCCUGGGACACCUGGACGCCCUGGGGCUGCUGCACGCCUCGUUCCCGGACCAGGAGCUGAGACGGACGGCGGUGCAGUGGAUGGACUCCAUCUCAGACUCGGAGCUGCUGGACUUCCUGCCCCAGCUGGUUCAGGCCGUGAAGUACGAGUGCUACCUGGACAGCUCGCUGGUCCGGUUCCUCCUGCGCCGGGCCGUCUCCGACGUCAGCACCGCCCACUUCCUGUUCUGGUGCGUUCACUGACCC
Molecule: messenger RNA, 3061 nt
Organism: Salarias fasciatus (jewelled blenny)
Lineage: Eukaryota; Metazoa; Chordata; Actinopteri; Blenniiformes; Blenniidae
Gene: pik3c2b
Product: phosphatidylinositol-4-phosphate 3-kinase, catalytic subunit type 2 beta
Exons: 18
Coding region: 356-3058 (900 amino acids)
Biological process (GO): phosphatidylinositol-mediated signaling; cell migration; phosphatidylinositol-3-phosphate biosynthetic process
Cellular component (GO): phosphatidylinositol 3-kinase complex; plasma membrane; cytoplasm
Molecular function (GO): 1-phosphatidylinositol-4-phosphate 3-kinase activity; 1-phosphatidylinositol-3-kinase activity
Source: RefSeq, a predicted model, not a curated record